Trichoplusia ni (cabbage looper) is the source of this 6552-nucleotide messenger RNA. Its product is annotated as putative transcription factor SOX-14. The transcript has 2 exons. Gene Ontology annotation, molecular function: DNA-binding transcription factor activity, RNA polymerase II-specific; RNA polymerase II cis-regulatory region sequence-specific DNA binding. The coding region runs from base 468 to 1307 and encodes 279 amino acids. Gene Ontology annotation, biological process: regulation of DNA-templated transcription; anatomical structure morphogenesis; cell differentiation. The record is from RefSeq and is a predicted model, not a curated record. NCBI's taxonomy places the organism in Eukaryota, Metazoa, Arthropoda, Insecta, Lepidoptera, Noctuidae.
GGUAUAUUGACAGCACGUUGCCGCUCAGUCAGUAGGUUCUCUGUCAUCGCGGAGUGCGAACGUAGCCGCAUAAAGCCCACGCAACACGUCGCUUGCGAUUGAUUAUGACACGAUCGCCCCGCAGAGCUAACUGAACUGCGGUCGGGACACCGCUAAAAUUAUGACUUUUGGACUGUUCGCCGGCGACGAAGAUAGUAGCAGAUAUCUCGUUCUAGAAGAGAAAGCUUUUAGGAUAGUGUCCAGGUACUGGGAGGUCUCCGGAGUCUCGUCCGCCGAGAGGCUGCGGUUUGGGAAUAAACAGAGGCUUCUUGUUGCUCCAUUUGGACUGUUAUAAAUAUUUUAAGAAACUUAUGGAUUUUAUUUGGACUCUAACAAAUUAGCCUUUAGUGUUUUGAAGUGCAAUAGGUGAACUGUGUUUUUUUGUGUUAAGUUUUAUUUGGGGUUUAUUUUUUUUUGAAUAAACAAAAAUGGUGCCCCAACAAGUGUCGGAUGUGAGGUCCCUAUCCCCGACGUCGAGUGGAAUGCCUGUGUUUGGGUCCCAGCUCGUCGACAAAAACUCAUCCACCCCCUACACGGAUGCAACUCAGACUAAGAAGAAUAAUCCUAACCACAUAAAGAGGCCGAUGAACGCGUUCAUGGUCUGGUCGCAAAUAGAGCGGAGGAAAAUUUGUGAACAGACACCAGACAUGCACAACGCGGAAAUAUCCAAGAACUUGGGCCGCGUGUGGAAAACGCUCAACGAUGAAGAACGCCAACCAUUCAUUGAUGAAGCGGAGAGGUUGAGGCAGCUACACAUGCGGGAAUACCCCGACUACAAGUACAGGCCGCGCAAGAAGACCGCCAAGUCGGAGAGGUCUGGCCCUAAGACGGGAGGCGUGACCAAGGCUAAACGCAAGCAGCGCGCCGACUCCAACAACAACAGGGGAGUGACUAAGCGGAGGAGACCAGCUCCGUCCGUCCCCAGUGUACCGGUGGACACGCCAGCGCCUCCGCCGCUGCCUGCGUCUCCCGCUGGCUCCCCUGACUCUCCAGAGUCUGCCUGCUUCUAUGAAGACCAUAAUCGUCGAGAACAGGCAGACCUUACGGAUCUCUACUCCAUCACGGACUUGCUGCCGCUCCCAGCGGACUGCGAGGUUGACCUGGAGGCGCUCACGACGGACAUAGACUCGUUUGAGACGGCGUCCUCGUCGUCGGGCUCCCACUUCGAGUUCUCGUGCACACCAGACGUGUCGGACAUGCUGAGCGAGAUCGGCGUGGCGGGCGACUGGGUCGACCACACGUUUUCGUCGUAUCUGACGUCGUCUUAGAGCGGUGUUCGGGUCGCCACGGCCGCUGCUGGCCGGUUCCACUGAUCUCAUGCGGUCGGCCAAAGGGCCGCCCCACGGAGGCCGACGACGCGGCGACCGCUCGCCGCUCCGCCUAGAGAGUGCCUAUCCAAAAUGACGUGUCGACAUUUGGAUUUAAUGUACAAAGUUAUUUAAUAAGGAUCGAGGGUGAAAAUUGUUUUGACAACCGGCCACAAGGUCGCGUUCCUCUUCGGUUCGUACGAUUGUUUUAAUCGUUUAGUUUUAAAGUUUUCAUUUUCGAUAACGGCGACGCUUCGUCUAGGAAGUGGCAUCGGGUUUUAUAAACGUAGGCUGUGAGUUGGUUCUUUUUUUGUCGUUCUGCUUUCGUUAUUAAAUUUAUGAUUUCGACACAUAAUGGAGGUAAUUUCCAAACGACACGUCUCAGACGCAUCUCAGUAAUUAAAUCCGUCUGCUCUCCGUCGCCUGGUUAGUUCGCCAUGGGCCAGUCUGGUCGCCCGCCCCACGCUCGCAUCGCGUUGUCGCGCCGUGUUCUCUGUACGUGUACAUUACACGACUUGGCUUCUAGUGCAUUCUAAAAUCGUAAGUUUGCAUUCUACGUCACCUUCUUUUUUAUUUGAUUAACAUUUGUACUUUAAGGGUCGUCUUUUAUUUUGAAAUGUCUUAGAUUGAAAUAUGUAUCAUUCUUCGAGUAAUAGAAAAAUAAGACUAGUUUAUAGUCGUUUGUCUUGCGUUCAUAUAUACUGUACGUAAGUUCACUUUAUACUUUGAUGCACACGUAGAUGAUAGUUAAACAUUAUUAUUUUACUAUUGGAAGCUGAUCGGUAUGUCAUAGGAAGAAUGUCGGUGUGCGGGAUUUAGUGUUUGUCUCGGUUGGACGCGGUGGGCCUCUACUACGUUGUUGGUCGUGGGGGCGAGUGGCGCGUACUCUUCACUUCUGUCGCUGCUGUAUGUAUAACAUGUCUCUUCCGCUACGCGCUUCUCGCUCCCUCCCGUGUUGGAGGACAAUAGUAGGGGCUCACUGUCGAUUUAUAUUAAAUGUUUCGAGUCGGUCUCGUAAGUUAGGAUUCGUAAAGUAAGGUAAAUAUUCGUUCAAUGGUAAGGCAUGAAGUUAUAUUGUAUAGUAUGAUGGCACCUAUGGAUCGAUGUGAAGGGACACUUUCAAUUCUCGUUUCUUUAUUCUUCUCGCUACAUUGACAAAACAAUAAUGUCUAUAGAAAGAUACAUAUCAAUAAUUGGAAUGCGUUGUACCGCGGGACGGUGGCUUAUUAAGAAAUAUGAUAUUGGAUGGGUCAACAAAAUGUUAGUUUUCAACACAAAAUGUUUUGCUAAUUCAAACUCUGUGAUUUACUUUAUGGAUUUUCUAAAUUAUAAGGUUCUAGUGGAGACUGAUAUCGCAUAGAUUAGUUUUAGCAGCGCUAGCUUCUCUAACUUUUAUUUUUUGUUAUUUUUUAAUACUGGGCAUAACAUUUUAUAUUGUGAAAAAAAAACUUUAAAACGUACAUAUUUUUGAUAUUUUGCAUUACUGUGGAAUACGGACUUUGGACUUAUACAAAAAAAAAUAAACAAUAUUUUAAUAAAUACCAGAUUCAGCCAAGAUUAGGAGAAAAAGCAAUUAAAUCAUAAUAUUUUAGGACGAGAUGAAAUCCAUUUUACAAAUCCGUUUUCCACAGCAGGGCAUAAGCUAAACAAAUUGUAUUUAAAGAAAGAAAAAAAAACAAAAAAAUUGCUAAAAGUCUGUCAAUUCAUUGAAAAUCGUGUCAGUUAAGGGGUAAUGUUUAAAGGAAUGUUGCCUCAUUCAUUAUUAAUAUAGAUAACCCUUCUACAUAUACCUGUUUUCAAAUUGUAACAAUAUUUGUAGAUAUUUCUGUGUCCCAAAAAUAUAAGGGAUCCGUUGUGCUCUAAUAGGUAAGAAAGAAAAUGCUUUACCUAUAUUAUAUUCUUUAUAUAAUAUAUUAUAUAUGUAAAAAAGUUCAUGUAUUAAUUAGUAAGUGUCUAUGGAAACCCAUUAAAUAAGAAAAAAAAUGCAUAAAAAAGCGUUAUCUAUAUCUGUCUUGUGUGUCGUAGGGCGUUAUUUAAGAAAGGACGAAAAAAAUUUGUGCCUAAUAAAAAAAAAACUUGGAAAUUCUUGUAAUACUUAUUUUAGUGAUGCUCAAACAAGUAUUUUAAGCGCGUAGUGUUUAGACGCUGUUAAUGGACAAAACUUGUAUAAAAAUAUUCUAAGAUAAUAAUAUUCGAUGCCAGAUUUGCAUUUUGUUUUUCAUGUCGCUUCGGUCGUAUUUGAUCUAAUGAAUAUCCUUACUUCAAGCAUACAACUUAUUUAAAUUCUCUUUUUCUUGAUUUCGUUUUCAGUUCUGUUCCCAGAAUCUUUGGAUUUCGUCGAAAUUCUUAUGUUUCUGUGGCUAUUUCUUAAUUUUUUUCAAUUGAUUUUAAACUUGCUGAUUACACAUUUCGGCUAGUUGUCUAGUUGCAAUAUGUCACCAGAAAGUAUUUUAAAAUCUCUUUCGAAAAUCUGAUCCAACCCUUGCAAAUCGAAUCACAAUUCUUCACAAAUCUUUCUUUUACUAUUAAUGAUCUCACUUAGACUUUGUGUUUGUGCAAAUACUUCAUCAUAAACCUUCUAAUCUUCGUGUCUUGCUGUUUUCUUUUCGAUAUCUUUAAGUUAUAUACGUACAGUAUCAGAAUAAGGAACUUCAUUAGGUGUCAUAUGAGAUGUAUGUCUUGACUGUGCACUCAGUCCCUCCGUAUUUUCAACUUUGACAAUAAAGUGUCAUUAUUUUCUGCUUUAUCUUUCGUAAGUUUUCCUUCGAUUUCCUUUUAAUGAUAGUUUCCCAAAGUGUCUGCUUUACUUUUCCCUUCUUGCUAGUUUCCAUGUAAAUAGCGGGGUACAUAACCAAAAAUCAACGAUUGAAAGCAAUAUAUAUGUCUACGAUUAGUGACAUCAAGCUCAAAUUAGUAUAAUUCUCUUCUACUAAUAAAAAUUGUAAGCCAUUCUGUCGUUUUCAAUAGAACUAGAUUAAGAAAUACAAAUACAGUAAUCAAUAUUCAAUGUAAUGAAUGAGAUAUCGCAUCGCUUUCACUGCCGCACGGUCCCUCACAUUUAAGUAUUUAGACUCUCGCCUAUAAUUGUAAUAUAACACCAUCAUACAUUUAAUUUCAAGCCGCGAGAUUGUUCAGAAUUUCAUAAUUGUUUGAUACAUUUUAUUUGCACAGCCGCUGUAAAACUGAAUACAACUUGUAAAUAUGAUUUUUAUUAGUGGGGAGUGACAAAACCCCAAAGUAUUGUAUAACUGCAACAUCGAAUUUAAAUGUUGUAAAUUAGCGCUUCUCUUUCAAUAAUUAUUGGAAUUAUCAGGGUUUAAUAGUUUUUCAUUUAUGUAUUUUAGAUGUAUAAAUUUAAUGUCCCUAAGAUUAUCAUUGCCUUCCUUGGAUAAUGUUCUUCAGAUACUUUGCUUAAGGCUUCCUUUCUUCGUAGCCUUAAAAUUAUGUUAACUAAACCAUGGAAGUAUAUUUUAAUCUGAGGUAUGUAAGUUAGUAUUGAAAAAAAAAUGUUUAUAAUAAUGAAGUCAAAAUAAAGCGACACUGUGACAAAAAAUUAGAGGGUAUUUAUAACGUCUUAAGUAAAAAUAUCAUAAAGGACGUAGUUGUUGUAGGUUAUAUAUGUAACUAUAUACUUAUAUAUAAUAUAGGGCCCGUGUACCACGGUCAGACGCGAGCAUUUCAAAGUGCCACCGAGGAGUAUAUUCGCGAGUUCUGGUUAACUGGUCACGGUCGCGCGCUCUGACCGUGGUACAGGCCCACAUUAUUGUUGUGUAUCAAUUUAUCGAGAUCGCAUGAAAUUAAGCUUACAGUCUCGCUUCGAACCCGACUAGAUGUAUAUUUCCUGGCAAGCGGACAUUGCGAAGUAAUUCACAUGUAUCAUAAGAAUUGGUUAUUGUACUAUAAAUGCGAUUAAAAUGUUAGUGAAAUCAUUCACAGAACUGAAAAGUUGAUAUUCUCGUUACGUUGUUUAAAAAUUGAUCGUAAUUAUAUCUCUGUAUCAUAUGUAUCUACGCUAUUGUUGAUUUAUUAUAAGCAUAUUCUAUCUUAGUAUUCCUCUCCUUCGGUUUCGAAACAAAUGGGGAUUCUAGUAUUAGAACGGACUUCCUCUAGACCAUAGCAAUUGUAAAUAUUGAGAGCCUUCUGUCGUCCACGAUUGAUUUCGAGACUCGGAAGUAAUUGUUAAAUACAACGUCCAGAUUUGUAGUACUUUGUGGUCAAGUUAGCAACAAUGUUGUGAGCUCGAUCGCUGCCGAUGCUUCAGCCUCAGGACACAGUCACCAUCUAGAGAGACGUCUCCAAACCUAUUUGCUUCGAAAUGUUUCAAGACACAACGAAUCUUCUGUUCCCUUCUCAUGUCCUCACGCACUUCAUUAAUAUUAAAUAGUAAAUAAUUGGUGUCUGUAACUCAAUAUAAACAAUAUUGUAUUAUCACCAGACAGUAGUACGCAUAUAUUCGUUGUUAUAGUAGAGUGUGUAUUGGUAUCUAUAAUAAUAAUUAAUAAUUAAACAUGAAUAAUAAAGAAAUAACGAAAAUUUUCGCACAACCUGAGUCAAGGAACUAACAUAAGAAUAACGUUGAUAGUUUUAAAGCAUAAUUAGUAAGCAAAUGUUAAUGUAAGAUGCGAUUCUUUUUGUGUUAUGAAGUUCUGUACCCAGGGGGAUACGCCAGCUCUAUGUAUGUCCUGUCCAGCAGUCGCGCCGGCUGCGCGUGCGACUGUGUCUGUCCUUAAUUGUUGAAUUGAUAGUUUCACGUUGAUUUACUGUAUAUAAUUACUUUGAACAAGUUAGGAACAAAAAAGGUCCAUUAAAUUUUAACAAAUAAUAUUAAGGUAGAUGCAUGUAUACAUUCGGAAUAUAUGCUUUGGUGUACAAUGCCAAACUUAAUACGAUGCUAGAAAGCAUGGCUUUAACGAAUAUCGCUAAGGAUUGAACUGAUGUUUUCAUUUUCCAGCUUUUGCCAUUGGACUUGUAAAUAUUGUAGGCCGCGUCGGGAGUCGCAUCAUUGUUCCGAACAUUCUAGUCUGAUAAGACGAACCUUCACCAUCAAUGGCCCCUGAUACCUGAUUAUUAGUUUGUGUUAUUCAAUUUAUACCAAAAAAAUACGAAGCUCUUUCAACACUGUUACCGAUGGAUCUCUUUGUAUGUAGCGAUAAAUCAUUCGGCUUACCAAAAAUUGGAAACUGUUGUUUUCAACUUUUUUUUUUUU